AUGGAGAAAGACUGGGCUAUGUUGAGUUACAUGACUGUAGCGGAAAGAAACAAGAAUAAAAAGUGGAAUGACAAUUCAGGAAUUCUUCAAGCUAAACUAGCGGUAGUCCUAGUAUUGCUGAAACUGGUCUUUGCUGUAGAUAAUAUAGACAAGGUCCAAUAUUUCAAAUCCUUGACGCCCCAAGAACGCCAAGAGAUAUUCAAUACAGAUGAUGUAGACCAUGUUCCGGAAUUCGAAAUCAUAGACGUCGAAUGGCCAAAAGUACAUAAAAGAUCAUUCGAUGAAUCCAUUCCUAUCAUUGUACCACUUGCACAAGGAAAUGUCAACUUGAAUUUAAAAGUAGCUGCUCCUCUUAUUGGUCCAAAUACGCCUGUCUACACCUUCCGUACAAGAAACGGACGGAUUUAUGCAGAAAAAAACACUCCAUUCAAAGAUUAUACAUUAAAUAUUUACGAAGAUGAGGAUCAACAAGCAUCCAUGGUGGUCAACGUUGAUGCUGAUGGGAACAAAUACAUCCAUUCUGGUAUCAUUGAAUCACACAAUAUCUCUAUUCAUCGAGCACCAAAUCCUCAAAACACUAGACACCGAACUUCUUACAUCGUCAGACUUAUAGAUUUACUCCUUUUUGGUGGUCAACCACCUAUCAGAAAUCCAGACAACGUACAAACCGACUCACCAGUAAUAGUACCUGCUGUCAUUUACCCAGAAAUCUUAGUGAUAGUUGACUCAACAAUAUAUGACAAAUAUGAUCAUAAUUUUGAUAUAUUCAAAAAUUACAUUCUGAAUUUUUGGACUGCUGUUAAUCAAAAGUAUAAACCCUUGUCUGGACCAAAAUACAAACUCAGCAUCGCCGGUAUUGCUGUUGCUGAAGACCGUAAUGCAUUUCAAUUUAUGAGUUUACAUUCGUCUUAUACCAAUGUAAACUUCGAUAAUGCAUUAAAUACCUUGGGAGCAUGGUUGUACAACAACGACAACAUCAUUCCUAUAGAAAGUUAUGAUGUUGCUAUGGUUCAUACAUUAUUGAGUUCAUCCAGUUCUAUAUUCGAUUUCGUCACAAACCGUAAUACAGUUGGCUUAGCAAAUUUGGCGAGCGCAUGUCAAGUAAAUAAUAGACAAGGUGUAAUGAAGAAGUCAAUUAUAUUUGAUGAUAAUAAUUAUGGAUCUAUUUAUACUGCAGCUCAUGAAUUAGGACAUAUGCUCGGUAGUAACCAUGAUGACAACGUGGGAUGCGGCUCACAAUUCAUAAUGUCAUCUGUUGGCCGUCAAGAUGCGCAUUUGAGAAGGUUAACAUGGUCUCAAUGUUCAAUAAAUGGCUUUCGUCAAUUUUUGAGAACCAAUCCUACAUGUUUAUUCAAUGUUCCUGAAUCAUAUCAGAAGAUGAUGCAAGCAACAACAACACCGAGACCUGAAGUUUAUAUUGAUAAUAUUUAUAAUCCAGUUGAUACUGCUUCUAUUACUCCAAAGAGAGGCUUUUUUGAUGACGCCAGUAAUGUAAUUGCAAAUAAUCGAAGGGGUAGAAGCAGACCUAUUAUCCCAGUGGAUAGAUUUAAUCAAUUUAUUCCUCAAACAAAUUCCAAAUAUUCGGAUCUAGCACGCAUCGAAUCUCAACAUGGCUCCCUGAGUUCUAAUUUCGAGGAAUUUACUAUCGAUUUACAGAACGUGUCACCCGACCAAAUCAUAUACGGACAGAUUGUGAACAAAUCAGAUUUAUUCAUAUUCAUCCUAAACAAACCAACACAAAAUAUUCCUGCUACAUCAUUGUAUGGUCAACAAAAUUACAAUGGUUUAUUAGCAGGGAAUAAUAAUGGAGUUGCUUCUCCUUUGAAUAAUAAUUAUGGAGUGGGUACAGGUAAUCCUAGGAUCUCGGUAAGCAGACAACCGAUAGCAGCGAACUCAUUUCCAGAACGUGUACCAACCACUUAUAAUAAUCCAAAGAUAAGAAAUAACAAUGGAGCAGCAGAAACUGGAUUCAUUUGGAUAAAUUGA
Messenger RNA from Chelonus insularis, 1986 nucleotides. RefSeq lists its product as uncharacterized. NCBI's taxonomy places the organism in Eukaryota, Metazoa, Arthropoda, Insecta, Hymenoptera, Braconidae. Gene Ontology annotation, molecular function: metalloendopeptidase activity. The record is from RefSeq and is a predicted model, not a curated record. The transcript is spliced from 12 exons. Gene Ontology annotation, biological process: proteolysis. Bases 1 to 1986 code for a protein of 661 amino acids.